AUGGUGAACGGCACGCUGGCAGACGCAGUGAACGGUACGUUACCGUUGUGGCGGGCGGCGCUCAACAGCAUGCCUCCCGAGAACCAGACCGCCCUGCUGCCUGGUGAAGACGCUUACGAUGUGGGCACGGGCGUGAAGGUGGGCUCCACCAUCCUGCUCGUGGUGCUGAUCUGUGGCGGCACCUUCGGGAACUGCCUGAUCAUCGGGGCGGUGUACGCCACGCCCAGCCUCCGCACCGUCUCCAACAUCUUCAUCGUCAACCUCGCCGUGGCAGACCUCAUGGUCUCCUCAGUCGUGGACACCUUCAACAUCGUCGGGAUCUUAGAUCAGGAGAAGGGCUUGUACAAGCCUUUAUAG
Molecule: messenger RNA, 357 nt
Organism: Branchiostoma belcheri (Belcher's lancelet)
Lineage: Eukaryota; Metazoa; Chordata; Leptocardii; Amphioxiformes; Branchiostomatidae
Product: neuropeptide Y receptor type 2-like
Exons: 2
Coding region: 1-357 (118 amino acids)
Biological process (GO): G protein-coupled receptor signaling pathway
Cellular component (GO): membrane
Molecular function (GO): G protein-coupled receptor activity
Source: RefSeq, a predicted model, not a curated record